ACUAACUUGAAGAGACAAUGCUUACUACGACGGCUUCCACGACCGGCCGUGCACUGCUGCGCCUGCAAUCCAGCGCGCGUGAUUGUCUCGGCCGACGCCUCGCUUCAACCGCUGCCGCCCCGCCGGGUGUCUGGACGGACUCGUGGCGAGACGGCAUCGUUGGCACGGUUGGAAAGACUCCGUUGAUCCGGCUGCAAAAGGCGAGCGAGGUGACGGGUUGCAACAUUCUGGCAAAGGCAGAGUACGCGAAUUGUGGCGGUUCGGUGAAGGAUCGCGCGGCCUUGUUCCUGAUCAAGGACGCAGAGAAGAAGGGGCUCCUGAAGCCUGGAGGCACGGUCGUCGAGGGCACUGCGGGUAACACUGGCAUUGGUUUGGCGCACAUCUGCAACGCCAAGGGCUACAAGUGUGUCAUCUACAUGCCCAACACGCAGUCCAAGGAAAAGAUUGACAUGCUGCGGCUUCUCGGAGCUGAGGUUCGCCCCGUCCCUGCCGUCCCGUUCGACAACCCAGAGAACUACAACCACCAAGCCCGUCGAUUUGCAGAGGCAACUCCGAAUUCCGUGUGGACGAAUCAGUUUGACAACACUGCCAAUCGCCUGGCGCACUACCACACAACUGGACCCGAAAUUUGGAUGCAGACAAAUGGCAAGGUGGACGCUUUCACCUGCGGAACUGGAACCGGUGGCACGCUUUCGGGCACCGGUCUGUUCCUCAAGGAGAAGAAUCCCAAAAUCAAGGUCGUCCUUGCCGAUCCUCCAGGCAGCGUUCUUUUCAGCUGGUUCAAGAAGGACAAGCUGGAACGAACCGGGGACAGCUCCAUUACCGAGGGCAUUGGCCAAGGUCGUGUGACUGAAAAUCUCAAAGGCUCGAAGCUGGAUGACGCUGUUCACGUCCCGGACAGCGCUUCGGUCGAAUGGACUUAUCGUCUCUUGCACGAGGAGGGCAUCUUUGUCGGCGCCUCAACUGGUUUGAACGUGGCAGCUGCCGUUGAGGUGGCCAAGUCUCUGCCAAAAGGCUCGACCGUCGUGACCAUUCUCUGCGACUCUGGGUUGCGUUACCAAGCGCGUCUGUUCAACAAGGAAUGGCUUGAAUCCAAGGCGCUGUACAAUGCAAUCCCGAUGGCCUACCGCGGCAGUGCGCUUUGAGGCGAGAGGCCAUCCGCGCCCUCCCUUUUGAUUUCCCCCACCAUUCAGUAACAUUUGUCCCCCUUCUUCCCAUUCUGAAUAAACCUGUCA
Molecule: messenger RNA, 1235 nt
Organism: Capsaspora owczarzaki ATCC 30864
Lineage: Eukaryota; Filasterea; Ministeriida; Capsasporidae
Source: the annotation of a RefSeq genome assembly